AUGUCAAAACACAAUGUGCGUGAAGUUUUUCUUUCAAAUUUUGCUACAGAUCUUGUCAAGCCAGCUGCUUCUAAUGCGUUAAACUCUUCUUGUGUUCUUGGAAAAGGCCAUUUGCAUUCGAUUCCACAUUUUUCACAGUUAGAACAUUUGAUUUUAUUGCAUAUACUUGAUCCUUCUUCUUACACUGAUAUUUUUUUAGACAUUCAAUACAAUGAAAUGAUGUUGUUAAAGUAA
Molecule: messenger RNA, 234 nt
Organism: Dentiscutata erythropus
Lineage: Eukaryota; Fungi; Glomeromycota; Glomeromycetes; Diversisporales; Gigasporaceae
Source: the annotation of a GenBank genome assembly